UCACUUCGAUAUCUUAACUCGUUCAACUAUCGAUUCUACUACUAUCAAUCCAAAUUCUACCACUCCUAUUCCUCACCAUGUCGGAGAUCCUUAGCCCUAGACUUGAUCAUGAGCUAUUUGAAGACGGCAUUGAUCUCGAGCUUCACCGCGCCUUCGACAUGUAUGGCAUGCUGGACACUGAGGCCGCGAUUUCCGAGUAUGUCCAGCCUACCAAUCAGCCUAUCAACGACCUCCCGGCCACCAGUAUCGAGACUGAGGCCCUCUCCGACACCGAGUACCCCAGUUAUCCUCAGGAUAUCAACUGGGCCGCACUCACCCGCCAAGAUUCCGUCGACAACCUCCCCGGCGAUCCAUCCGGCACCUCCUUCGCGAAUGAGGGGGUGUCCGGUGUGAGUGAUCCCGCCCGUUUCUUCGAUUGGGGCGCUGUCAACAUGGAGCAGCCAGGAGAUCUCCAAGAUGCCAAUUGGCCCACUCCUCCGACUCCUCAAGGCUCCGAAGACCUCCCAGCUGGCUCUGGUGAGGGGUCUUUGGUAGUCGACCAAGCUACCGAGACCCUCCCGGGUACACCAUCUGUGGAGGACUUGCUGGCGGAAAACGCGCGUUUGAAGGCGCUCCUGGGGUCACAAAAUGCGAGCCCCACCCCAGCUCAGACGGCGAAACCUCCCAAGACUCCUCCCAGGAAGGCUUCUCUACCCAAGACACCUCGAUCCACGCCCAGGAAGAGGUCAGGUCCGCGUGGAACCAGCCGCUCCCCGAUCGGAAAGCCCGAUCGACCUCUGAAGGGUGCCGCGCUCGCAAUUUCCUUGCAGAAGGGACCCAUUGAGUCCAUGUGGAGUGCAGGCACUUCACCAGAUGAGCGACUUGCGAUUCAGCAGCGAAUGGUCCCCCCGCCUCCCCAGUAUGUGCCUCGUUGCCAGCAGGCCCGCAAGUCUCCAUCAGCCAAUCUUGCCUCCUCUGUCGAGACUGGAGAUCCCACCGCCGCCCACUUGGAUCAGAUGAUCGCGCUAUGCAAUGAGCCUGUACAGGUCUCUGCCGUCGACUUCCUCACCCAGCCUCCUCAAGUCGCAGCUACUCCUUCACCGCAGCCGGCUAGCUAUCAAGAUAACUCAUUUGCGUUCGCGGAUCUGGAGAACUCUCAAGGCGAUGAAGAGCUCUCACCGGAGAAUGCGCUCUUGCUUCGCGAGCUCAUAGAAGGAGCUCAGUACGAUCAAGAUAUCUUUUCGCAGAGUGUUCAGCCUAUGCAGGCCUUCGACCCUAUCACGCCCUCCAGGGCCGUCCAGCGCACGCCUGACCAGAUGCCUCAAGCUUCGCAUCGCCAGACCUUCCCCCAACAUCCACAGGGCGGACUCAUUGAGUAUGGCGGCUACACAUACAGCCCUGCAUCCAACAACGGCAUCAAUGCGGUCGCUCCUCCUCAAUUCCCAACCUCAAGUCCGGCUGCAACUCCCAACACACCCACUCCCGCUCCCAAGACUAAGACCCAGACCACCAAGCGGGCUCCAGCAAAGCGGGCUCCAGCCAAAAGCACCCCAGCUGCUACCAACAAAGUCACCAAGGCCACCAAAAAGACGCACAAGCGCACUACCUCUACUCCCAGCCCCGCUGCCAACGGCCGUCAACGCUCUCUCCAAGAACUCUAUAAGGCACAGUUCAUCACGCUCAGCAAGGAAGAGAAAGCUCGUCUGUUGCUCCCUCUCCUCCAGGGUAUUGACCCGGUGACUGGCCUGCAAACGGGCCGCCCUGGUACGCUUGGAAUGGCAAGUUCGCUGAGUGCGUUCAAUCAGGGUUUGACCAACGGUUACGUCGCAGCUCCAGCUAUGGAUAUGGGCAGUGAUAUGAACUUUGGCAACCACAUUGGUAUGGGCAACGAUAUGAACGUCGGCAACCACAUUGGUAUGGGCCUAGGUGAUGGCAUGAAUAUGAACAACGACAUGGGUAUGGGUAUGGGUAUGGGUAUGAGUGGUGGUAUGAACUUGGGCAACAACUUCGCUAUGCCUAUGGGUGGUGGAGUGUUCGACAUGGAUAAUGGUGGUGGUAUGGGUACGAACGCAUACAACAUGGCUCAGGAAGCCGCCGCGGAGCUCGGCAACGGUUACGCUAUGAACCGCCAGAGCGAGGCUCUCGAGCGGGCUGCGAUGCUUCAGACUAUGGGCAAGAGGCGCUAAGGAGAGGGCGUGACGAAUGAGGUUACAUUUUGCUUUCUGGGAUUCAGAGCCGGCGUACAGCAUGGUACACUGGCGUGGAGGACUUGGAGAUGGGUGCUUACAGCCGCGGUUCUGGUGACCGACUGUGCAAUUUGGUUUCUAACACUGCGACGGCUUUCAGGCUAUUCUCAGACAUUGCUCACGAUAUAAUACUACGGCACAUUAGUGCAAGCAGGAG
Messenger RNA from Cucurbitaria berberidis CBS 394.84, 2382 nucleotides. RefSeq lists its product as uncharacterized. Lineage: Eukaryota; Fungi; Ascomycota; Dothideomycetes; Pleosporales; Cucurbitariaceae. The record is from RefSeq and is a predicted model, not a curated record. The transcript has a single exon. The coding region runs from base 78 to 2165 and encodes 695 amino acids.